Mangifera indica (mango) is the source of this 2864-nucleotide messenger RNA. RefSeq lists its product as uncharacterized. The transcript has 9 exons. The coding region runs from base 130 to 2718 and encodes 862 amino acids. Lineage: Eukaryota; Viridiplantae; Streptophyta; Magnoliopsida; Sapindales; Anacardiaceae. Gene Ontology annotation, molecular function: protein binding. The record is from RefSeq and is a predicted model, not a curated record.
UCUAGUAAAUUCCGACUGCCCAGCCAGUUACUGCCAUUGCAAAAGGCCAGAAAAAAAUCCAAUUCGUCUGCAAAACCCUCUUUCAAAACCGUCACGAUUCCCAUUUUUUCUCAUUUGAAAGACAAGAAAAUGUUGGGUCCGGCAGCACUUCCUGCUACUCAGUUCAACUUCAACAUGAAGGCGCUGAAUUGUAACAUGGAAAUUGGAAGAAUGAACAUCACCACCUCCUCCAGUGCAACAGUACCCAGAAUCAGAAGACACUCCAAAACUUUUUCUUCUUUUCACUUUGGUCCCCAUUCUUUAUUUUUAUUUAAGCCCAAAACUUCGUCUCUCCGUACACUAUUAUCCAGCGGCGGUUGCAAUUGUAGUAGUAGUAGUGAUGGUGAUGGCGCCUCUGAUUCAAACCCCCAACUCUCUUCUUCUGUUGAUACAAAGGAUAUAAACAAUAGCUCUUCUACUUUUGGUGACAGUUAUGUUGCCUUGUUUGUCCGGAUGCUUGGACUGGACAAUGAUCCACUUGACAGAGAACAAGCAAUAGUGGCUCUAUGGAAAUACUCUCUAGGUGGAAAGAAGUGCAUUGACACUAUCAUGCAGUUCAGUGGUUGCAUAAAUCUCACCAUUAACCUUCUUAAGUCAGAAUCUAGUGCUACAUGUGAAGCAGCUGCAGGCCUUUUACGAUCAGUAUCUUCUAUUAAUUCAUAUAGAGACUCUGUAGCAGAAAGAGGAGCUGUAGAAGAGAUCAAUGGAUUGUUGAGUCGAUCUUCCUUGACUGCUGAGGUGAAGGAGCAGAGUAUAUGUACUUUGUGGAACUUAUCUGUUGAUGAGAAACUUAGAUUGAAAAUUGCAAAUUCUGAUAUUUUGCCAUUACUUAUUAAGUCACUGGAAGAUGAGGACAUCAACGUAAAGGAAGCGGCUGGCGGGGUUUUGGCAAAUCUGGCAUUGAGCCACUCAAAUCAUAACAUAAUGGUUGAAGCAGGUGUUAUUCCAAAACUGGCACAGCUCUUAAAAACUGAUGUGGAAGAAUUCAAAGUCAUACGAAAGGCAGCAAGGAAUGCACUGAUUGAACUUUCUAAAGAUGAAUACUAUAGAAUUCUUAUUAUAGAGGAAGGCCUGGUUCCUGUCCCUAUGAUUGGUUCAGCUGCAUAUAAGUCCUUCAGACCUGGUUUGUAUUCGUGGCCUAGUUUACCAGAUGGUACUGAGAUUGAACGGACUUCACAAGACCCUUCCAGGUAUGGUGCCAAUGAAUUACUACUUGGAUUAAAUGUUAGUGACAAGAAUGUGGACAUUGAAGAAGCCAAGAUGAAUGCGGUGGUUGGACGGGCAAAACAACAGUUUCUUGCUCGUAUUGGGGCUAUAGAGUUGGAAGAUGAAAGGAAACCUCAAUCUGAUUUGCCUACCGGUCGGCAGGUAACAAUUCUGCCAUGGAUGGAUGGUGUGGCUCGACUUGUUUUGAUUCUUGGGCUUGAAGAUGAGGCAGCCAUACAAAGAGCUGCAGAGUCGAUUGCAGAUGCAUCUAUUAAUGAACAUAUGCGGGUUUCAUUUAAGGAAGCUGGGGCUAUCAAGCUUUUGGUUGGGCAUUUAAACCAUAAUAAUGAUGCUAUCAGAUUGGCCGCAACACGUGCUUUGGAGAGAUUGUCUGUCAGUCAUGGUGUUUGCCAUGUUAUUGAAGCUGAAGGUGUUAUUUGUCCUUUGGUUAAUACUCUAAAGUGCUCAGACAUCUCUGAAAGAUUGAUGGAAAAGACCUUGGACAUACUUGGUCGUAUCUUAGACCCAAGUAAAGAAUUAAAAUCAAAGUUUUAUGAUGGAUCAGUUGAUGGAUCACAAAAGGAUUUAGAUGCUUCUACAGGAUCUGGAACCACAGCUGAAAUAGCAUCAAAUACCAAUACAAGGAAAGAAGUGUUGGACUCGGUCUUCAUCAGUCGCCUGGUUGACAUUCUGAAGACCUCAAGCCCUAUUUUACAGAGGAAGGCAGCUUCUAUCCUUGAGUUUGUAACAAUUAUUGACCCAAGCAUGGACACAAUCAAUUCGGUGGAUAUUGAAUCUGGUCUAGAUGCCAUUUUCCAACAAAAAGUUUUGGAAGAUUUAGAAUCUGAUGUUGAGGCUCAGCAACCCGAAAAAUAUGCCCUUGAAAUUGAAGAAGCUGGUCUUACAAUAUCUGCUGCAUCACGGCUACUGGCAAAAUUGCUUGAUUCCAAGCAAUUUUCCGGAACAAUAAACUCCUCUCAUUUCACUGAACUGCUACGCAGAAUCCUCAAGUCAGAUAUCCCCCUUCACUACAAAGACUGGGUUGCUGCUUGUUUAGUUAAACUGAGCUCUCUGUCUGGUCCCUACAUCGACUACGAAAAUCCAAUCAACAUGGAGGUAACACUUUAUGAGACGAUUCCAAGACUCAUCGAGCAGAUGAAAUCCUCUCUCUCACCGGAUGUCCAGGAAGCUGCAGUCGUAGAACUGAGCAGAAUAAUAUAUGAAGGGGUGGUGGAUUCAACUCGAGCCAUUGCAUCAGAGGGUGGAAUAUUUCCGUUGGUGAAGCUGAUAGAAGGAGGGAGUGAUAGAGCUGUUGAAGCAGGCAUAGCAAUACUGUAUAAUCUGAGCAUGCACAGUGAAAAUCAUUCAGCCAUUAUAGCUGCUGGUGCAGUCCCAGUCUUGAGGAGAAUUGUUCUUUCACAGAGACCACAGUGGACAAGAGCUCUUCGAUUGCUCAGGAAUUUACCCAUUUGAUGAAACAAAAUAUAGUACUUGUUGCUGAGACACUGUAGGAUUAUGUAAAUCUAUUUUGCCUCAUUAUGUAACACCAUUUUUAUGAGUUGAUGUAUUAGAAUUCAUCAAUAUUUUUGAUAAUAAAUAGAAACCUUAGUCUUCGUGAA